Molecule: messenger RNA, 1215 nt
Organism: Etheostoma spectabile (orangethroat darter)
Lineage: Eukaryota; Metazoa; Chordata; Actinopteri; Perciformes; Percidae
Gene: ssr4
Product: signal sequence receptor, delta
Exons: 6
Coding region: 167-670 (167 amino acids)
Cellular component (GO): endoplasmic reticulum; endomembrane system; membrane
Source: RefSeq, a predicted model, not a curated record
UCCCAGAAUGCUUUGCGGUGCAAUAGUUCACGUCACUGCAGCGCAGCCGCAGAUGUGUAGCAGCAGUAAGCUGAGGUGGACUUCCUUUCAGUUAGUGUGAAAGGACCAGUGCAGUUUAGCAGUUAGACCUCAGAAACAACACGAGACAACCUCCUCUGAUACCAAAAUGAUUCGGAUAGCUGUUUUUCUUGCUCUGCUGGUGGUCGCCUGCUCGGGAGAGACCUGCACAGACCCAGCAAUCACCCCGUCGGCCUACACCACCUCCGACGCCGUCAUCUCCUCCGAGUCUGUCUUCAUCGUUGAACUCAGCCUGGCCUGUGCCAAUGGAGCACAGAGUGUGACUCUGUAUGCUGAUGUCAAUGGAAGACAGUUCCCUGUGACUAGAGGCCAGGAUGUUGGCAAGUACCAGGUGUCCUGGAGUCUUCCUCAUAAACAGGCCAGCUCUGGAACGUAUCAGGUCAAAUUCUUUGAUGAGGAGUCCUACAGUGCCCUGCGUAAGGCCCAGAGAAACAACGAAGAUGUAAAUGCCAUUCAGCCUCUCUUCUCUGUUAACAUUGACCACAGGGGUGCUUGGAACGGCCCAUGGGUGUCUACUGAGGUGGUGGCUGCCCUCAUGGGUAUCCUGGUCUACUAUAUGGCCUUCAGUGCUAAGGGCACCAUCCAAGCAUAAACGAGUCGCAAUCCCUGGAUCUUUAAAGACUGUAUUCUGGUGGAUCUCAACCAACCAUUUAUUAUCCAGUGCUGUGGUGAGCCAAGAGGAUUUUGCAAAAUGAUCUACUUUGGACAAAGAGCAAGAGCAGCAGUCUUUGUAUUUGUUUUUAUUCAGAACUUGUCUGAAUGCCAUCAGUCGUAUCAAUUUUUCAGAUCAAUUUUGUCGCGUUUGUUUUGUCAAUAUGGAUGGAAUUGUGUAAUUUUUUUUGAUAAAACCCAAACAAUAAACCAGGACCACAUCAAUUAACAAAACAAAUAUAGGUCAUGUAUUCAGUCCUGCUUAAAAGAUGUUGCUACACAGACUAGAUUAUUCUUUGUCCUUCUGUGUGAAUGCACUGGCCAAAUUAAAGACUUGUACAGAUGUGCCGAACAGCAACAGAGAGCGGUCAAGACCUCUGUUGAUAUAAUAUGUCAACAAUGUGACCUGCACUGGCUGGCCUGAACAGGUCUAGUGUAUAUGGAUCUUCCAGUAAAUUUAAUAAAUGGCUUGUUUUUCUUCCAGUG